Messenger RNA from Poecilia reticulata (guppy), 6093 nucleotides. RefSeq names its product potassium voltage-gated channel subfamily A regulatory beta subunit 2a (gene kcnab2a). Lineage: Eukaryota; Metazoa; Chordata; Actinopteri; Cyprinodontiformes; Poeciliidae. Gene Ontology annotation, biological process: regulation of action potential; transmembrane transport; potassium ion transport. Gene Ontology annotation, molecular function: transmembrane transporter binding; voltage-gated potassium channel activity; potassium channel regulator activity. Gene Ontology annotation, cellular component: membrane; cytoplasm; juxtaparanode region of axon. The record is from RefSeq and is a predicted model, not a curated record.
UCCCCCGCUGCCUCCGUCUCUCCUCCCAUCCCUCGCCUGCGCGCUCCGUGCCGUUUUAUGCCGAGCACAAGGCACACACAGAUGUAAGUUUAAUCCAGGCAACAGAAAAAGCUGGGAAAUGAAUCCUACCCCGUUCUUAUUUUUUACUUUUUUUUUUUACUGACGUGCAACUGUAGUCAGAAGAAUUUUCAUCAAUCAGCGCGGAUGUAAAGGUGGACUURGAGAUGAAAACCUGCUGCUGGAACUGUGUGGCGUGUUUUAUUCACUCCAUCAUCUCUUUGUGUGGAUCUAGUCGUUGCCACUCUUAAGGCUUGGCUACAAGAGGGUCUUUUUUUUUGGUUUGUUUUUCUUUUAGAGAAAACUGCAGGACUACGACAGUUUUCCUUCAUCUUCACAUUAAACAGAAGGACGAUUGAAUGAAUCAAAAAGAACACAAUUCUAUGCUCAUUAUGCACAGUUUAACGCUUUUGAUUUUUGUUUUUCGCAGUUAGUUGGACUUCAUGUCUCUAACUCAGUGAUUGCAGUUUUACUUGACGCCAGCUCAGAGGAAAAAGCAACAAUGUAGUCCAGGGGUUUGGACUUUCUCGGACAGGAUUUCUACCUGAUCAGUGAUCCGUCACUCUUUGCGAGCAAAAAACCGCCGUGGAGGGAUUACUGACAGUCUCGCAGCGUUCGCCUCGAUUUGGAGCAUCCUUCAGACUCAAUUAGUACACGUUCUGGGGAGGGUCCUCACACUCUCUGCCUUGGGGGAGUUUUUUUCUGUUUUUAUUCAGAGGAGAAUUUAAUCAGAAAGGACCUUAAUUCAGCCCGAAGCCAGGAUGCAGGUGUCGUUAGUGUGCACAGAUCACCGCGGGGGGGUGAGCCGCAACACAGAGGACCGGCUGAACCGUCAGAACGCCAACAGCCCCAGUACAGGAACYCGCAGCAAGUUCAGAGCGGUGGCGAUGGUGGCUCGCAGUCUUGGGCAACUCUCAGUUCAGAGUGUGCCCUCCUCCAGCGAGCAAAGUGUGAAGACUGGCAUGAAGUAUAGAAACCUUGGAAAGUCUGGCCUGCGGGUCUCCUGCCUUGGAUUAGGAACAUGGGUGACAUUCGGUGGACAGAUAACAGAUGAGAUGGCAGAGCAGCUGAUGACUCUGGCCUAUGAAAACGGCAUCAAUCUGUUUGACACAGCGGAGGUCUACGCUGCUGGGAAGGCAGAGGUGGUUCUCGGGAACAUCAUAAAGAAGAAAGGAUGGAGACGCUCCAGUCUGGUGAUAACAACGAAGAUCUUCUGGGGCGGAAAAGCCGAGACUGAAAGAGGUUUAUCUCGAAAACACAUUAUAGAAGGUCUAAAAGCUUCUUUAGAAAGACUGCAGCUAGACUACGUGGAUGUGGUUUUCGCCAACAGACCCGACCCCAACACGCCUAUGGAAGAAACUGUAAGAGCAAUGACCCAUGUGAUAAACCAAGGUAUGGCCAUGUACUGGGGAACAUCCCGCUGGAGCCCAAUGGAGAUUAUGGAGGCGUACUCCGUGGCGCGGCAGUUUAACCAGAUUCCUCCUAUAUGCGAGCAGGCAGAGUACCACAUGUUCCAGAGGGAGAAAGUGGAGGUGCAGCUGCCCGAGCUUUUCCAUAAGAUAGGUGUGGGCGCCAUGACUUGGUCUCCGCUGGCCUGUGGGAUCAUCUCAGGGAAAUACGACGGCAGGGUGCCUCCGUACUCUCGGGCGUCUCUGAAGGGCUACCAGUGGUUGAAGGACAAGAUCUUGAGCGAGGAGGGCCGGCGUCAGCAGGCGAAGUUGAAAGAGCUGCAGGCAAUCGCGGAGCGGCUGGGCUGCACACUGCCCCAACUCGCAAUCGCGUGGUGCCUACGGAACGAGGGGGUGAGCUCUGUCCUUUUAGGGGCGUCCAGCACCGACCAGCUGAUGGAGAACAUAGGAGCGAUCCAGGUUCUUCCAAAGUUGUCGUCGUCCAUCACCCACGAGGUGGACAGCAUCCUGGGGAACAAGCCGUACAGUAAAAAGGACUACCGCUCCUAACGGGCCCGACGGCCCCGCCCGGCAGGGCUGCACCCGGCCUGCAGCCGCAGCGCCCCACCUUUGCCUGAUCCUCUGUUUGCUUGAGCUUUUACUGAGUGAGACCCUGGCGCAUGAGUCUGGCCUCACCACGGCCACGCAGGGCACCUCAUUUAGAGUUACAGAGAUAAGAAAACGUGGGAAUAAAUGGAGUCGCCUCUACGGGACGGGACGGGAUUAACGGAGAAAAACAGAACAGUAAGAGAGGUUAGGGAUAUGCGCUCAUAAGUAAAUCAGUUAUACAUCCUAUUCAGCUGAACGUACUUUAAAAUCAUAGAGAAAAUUUAGGAAAAACAUCUUUUAAAACAAAUUAAAUAAGCACACGCUUGCUUGGCAGCCAGAUCUUUUUUUUUAUUUUUUUUAUCUUUUUCUAAAACUGAAUGCAACUAAAAAAAUAUAUAUAUAUAUAUAAAGUUGAUACUGUAUGAAUAUAUGAGAAUUGCUGUUGCAUAGCCAUGCAUUUGUUCCGGAGACGUUCUGUUUACAAACACGUGUGUACUGUAAAAGUCCGUCAAAGUUUCUCUGUAGGAACGUUUGUGUUGUCGACGUCAGCAGCCCCCUCGAGGGGUUCAACAAUCAGCACUUUAGUACUGUCGGUAACGCUGUUGGGGGGGUCGAUACAAAGAAGAGAGAGCAUGGGUAUUAGCAGUCUUAUGUCGCAACCAUUGCACUAUAGAUUCACGUCGCCUCUCCUCUUCCUCCGUUUUCCCACUGACAGUACGCUCUCGUCCAACCUGACGUAUCGAAGCUCCUGCUCUCCAACAGGAGCUGCACUCGUCUGCAUCACUGUGUCCCCGCACCCCCUCCCUGACCCCCCCACCCCACGGACCCGCCCCCGUCUUAUAGGCUGCACAGGGAGCGAUCACGUCUCACCAAAACCUGUCUUUGGUCAAGUUCUGUUCAAGUAUUUGCCUUAUUUCCAGUUGCAUCGUACUGUGCUUCGGGGCUUCAGCGUAGGUAGGCGGCCCUCCGCUUUGGCUGGCUGCCCACCCCCACACCCCCACCCACUGUGUCCCCAGCUAAGGCUCGACUGGUGGGAGUGGGAGGAAGGAGGCACGUGUCCAGUUAAUCAGUGGGCGGCAGCAGCUCAGGGAACGAAGAAGGUGGUUUCAUGUGUGCGUUGGUGUUUGGGAGGUUGCAACAAAAUAGUCUUUAGUGUUUAUUUCAUUGUUUUUUUUUUAUUUUUGGUUUUCUUUUUAGCAUGGCUCGAGCCAAAGAUCUUCUUCAUCUCUUUUUAGCUGACACACUUUCACUUCCUGCAAGGUUUUUGAGUCAUCUUUAAGCAUGUGCUGUCCGGCUCGGUAUACCUAUUUAUGGGAUGGACUCUACUUCAUAUUUAUCUCUACCCGACCAAACUCUUAAAGUGGUUAUCAAUACGCCCCUUCAUAUGCAGAAUGCGUUAAGUAGUGCGGCUCGGUGCUUCCGGGUCGGUACGGUUUGGUUAAAGCAGCAGACGACCCGAUCGCACAGACUCGGUGCAGAUGUCAUCGCUGUUUGUCCUUUGGGUGCUCUCUUACCGCGACUGAAGCACAAGCAGAUCGCAUGUGACACUUCUGCCAACGGGAGGAACAAGAUGACGCUUCUCAGCUUAGAAAACCGUGUACAUAAAUCUUUGCAGCUCAUAAACUGUUAACAGAAAACUACAAAAAAAAUAAAACAAACAGUGCAGAUUAAAAAAAAAAAAAAACUUUCACAUUAGCGAUAAUCAGAGAUGUUAGAGCUUCUCAGAUACAAUUGAGGGGAUAAUCAGAGUGGAUGAGAUGUAACUUUUUACUUUCUUUGAGUGUUUAGUAAACUGAUUUAAGGUGUGUGUGCGUGUGUGUGUGUGUGUGUGUGUGUGUGUGUGUGUGUGUGUGUGUGUGUGUGUGGCAGCAGGGGACAAAUAAUCUAACCCUGCUCUUUAGCCUGCAGUAAUAAUUGAUCCACGUUUUAGUCCACUUCGUCGUAUCUUCUGAGUAAAUAAAACAGGCGAAAGCCGGCGCUGUUUUCUCUGGAAAAAAAAACAACAAAAAAAAAGAAUAUUAAGUUGAUUUGUCUGUGGAGUUCCUCUGUCUUGAUGUUUUCAUCUGCAGGGAGCGGAGAAAAAGUCUGAGACUUUAAAAGGGAAAAAUGUGACAUUUCAGGAAAUUAAAGAAAAAACAAAAGAAAACAUUUAUUUUCUUUCUUGCUGAAAAGUGAGACUGACACCACUUUUAAUAUUUUCUGCUAAACUUGACCGUCAGCUUAGCCCAGCAUGAAGACCAGAUCCCAGCAGAGAACAGCUGGUUCAUUACAGAAGCAGAAAUUUACCUGCCAGCGUCAAUAAAGCUCCUUAAUUAACGCAUCAGUCUGUUUCAUCCACAGAAUAAAAGAGCACUAAAAACACUACCUGAAGUCUGAGGCUGUUGUUCAAGAUAAAUGUAAUAUUAUACAAGGCUGGGUCGUGUAAUAAAAUGUAAAAACAUCCUUUUCACAGGGUUCUACUCUCAGAAACUAAGGUCCAUUAAAAUAAGUCAAUCUGCAGAACCUCAGAUCUUUACCAAAGGGUGUCAAUAUUUUCUGCGUUUAUUCUCAGAACAGAGUUAAAGGAGGUGAGCGUGUUCUGAAUGUAGCUUCCUGCUCAGACAGAGCAAUAAAAUAUUACCAGAUGUUUGAUCAGAAAUUGUCAAGUUGCCCAAACGGAGAUCAGAAUCAUAAUCCAAAGUUCACACAUAGUUUAAUAAAAUUAUUUACAAGCACGACUCAAUAAAGUUUUACUGCACAAAUGUGCAGAGAGAGGGAUGAAUUGAUUCGGAGCCAUUUAAGACACCGGAUCUGAUCAAAACCAAACUCUAUAAAACGGGAAACUUGCAGCUUAAUGUGAGGCUGAGGGCUGUAAGGACGGGCUGCGACGUUUACAGUUCUCAGAACAAACCAGUAGAAACUAAAGGGCUUAUGCAGAUAAUUCUUGCAGUUCUGAUGGUUUACUUCAAUGGAGCCAACUAACUUCUAGGUGUGCAACUCUUUAGUAAGAAAUAAAUAAUGGGAGUGUUGAGUUUGUACAUUUUCCUGCAGCAAGCAAACUCCUGGAGGUCACUGGUCUGGUUUGCGCUUUUUUGAGCAGAGUCAGCAGAAAAUAUUAUUUUGCCUCAGGACUCCCUGAUUCUUUGUGAUGAAGUUGUUGUUUUUUUGCAUUGAGUUAGUGAAAACCCAAAUUUCAGAUUCAUUUUCCGAUCUUAUUCAUGGAGGGAGCCACAUUGAUGCACUUAUCAAAUCCUCUCCUUUGUAGGGAGUUAAUGAGCAUUAAUUGGGUUUUUUCCUAAUUAAUCUAAUCCAGUAGUUUCCUCAGUUUAGCAUAAUUUCCAGAGACUGGAGGUCACAGUGGUGUCCAUCUUCUUUUGCCAAGAACUAAAAUAAACACAUUUCAGUUGUUUUCCUUUGAACUGCAACGCUGUGCGUCUUAAUGGCCCAUCGCUGUUACCCCUACCUGUUCAUUGUCAGAAUAACUUCAUGUUUGAGGCCUGUGUAAGUGUGUGUGUGUAAGUGUGUGUGUGGUACCCCCAUCUGUGCAGGGAAAAUUAAUGCUUUAAGUGUUCCUAGUUUGAUCAUGUUUCCUGUUCUGACAGUAUGUAAAAGAUCCAUGAAUGGACGGAGCUUAGGUCAAACAGAGAAUAUAUUUUUAUGUUUUAGCCUUUAACGCCAUAGAGAAAGCUAUAAGAGCUGUUAUUUUUAUUUUCCAUCAUGCUGCAUUAUGCUGUCAGUAUUGUAUGGAGUUAAAAAAAAAAAAAAAAAAACUGACCAAAACAAAGAAUUUGUGGCAUUUUGAAGAAUGCUCCAGUGCAGCAUCGUACUGAAUUCACUCUGAAGACGACGCAGUGGGAGCCUGGUACCUUCUGUACAUACUCUGACCUUUGUGUACAUACUUCUGGUUGUGAUCACCUCUGCCUUUUUCUCUUUUUAUUUAGAGUUUUUCUUUUUCGCAGGYGUUGCUAUCUGCACUGUGCUUGAAUCUGAAACUUAGACAGGAUGUACAGCUUUGAUCUUUAAACGAAGUAAUGAUAAAAAGAUAAGAAUGGGAAACCAA